Molecule: messenger RNA, 456 nt
Organism: Staurois parvus
Lineage: Eukaryota; Metazoa; Chordata; Amphibia; Anura; Ranidae
Source: the annotation of a GenBank genome assembly
CAGGUCUCGGGCCCUCAGGCGGAGCGGCGGGCGCCGGACCCCCAGGUGGAGCGACAGGUCUCGGGCCCUCAGGCGGAGCGGCGGGCGCCGGACCCCCAGGUGGAGCGACAGGUCUCGGGCCCUCAGGCGGAGCGGCGGGCGCCGGACCCCCAGGUGGAGCGACAGGUCUCGGGCCCUCAGGCGGAGCGGCGGGCGCCGGACCCCCAGGCGCGACAGGUCUCGGGCCCCCAGGCGGGGGGCGGCGGGCGCCGGACCCCAGGUGGAGCGGCGGCCGCUGGACCCCCAGGCGCGAGAGCGACAGGUCUCGGGCCCCCAGGCGGAGCAGCGGGCACCGAGUCACCAGGCACGACAGUGGGCUCCGAGUCAACUGGCAUGACCGCUGGCACUAGGUCAGACAUUGGAUCGUCUGGCUGGACAGCGGGCAUCGGGUCACCAGGCAUCAGGUCAUUUGGCUCG